Frankliniella occidentalis (western flower thrips) is the source of this 2098-nucleotide messenger RNA. RefSeq names its product tetraspanin-9. NCBI's taxonomy places the organism in Eukaryota, Metazoa, Arthropoda, Insecta, Thysanoptera, Thripidae. The record is from RefSeq and is a predicted model, not a curated record. Gene Ontology annotation, cellular component: membrane.
UACUUCAGUCUGGUGAUCGUCAUGUUCCUGGUGGAGUUCAUGUUCGCCACGCUGGCCUUCGCCUUCCGAAGCUGGCUGGGGGCCUUCAUGGUGGAGGAGCUGCAGAGCGGCAUCCGCCACCACUACAACACGUCGAGCACAAACGCGCUGCACAACCUCUGGUCCCACGUGCACAAGGAGUUCCGCUGCUGUGGAGUCGUGGAGUACACGGACUGGUACAAGAUCAGCGCCUGGCCCAAAGAGAGCUGGGUGCCCAACUCGUGCUGCCUGCCGGACUAUGCUAACAACACGGACUGCGGGCACAGCGGGUCGGCGGACAUGUGGUACCCCAAGGGCUGCUCGGAGCAGGUCCAGAUGUGGUUCCUCGACCGGCUGCACAUCGUCGGCAUCGUCGGGCUGGUCGUAGCCUUCAUCCAGCUGUUUGGGCUCAUCUCCUCGAUGCUGCUGUUCUGCACGGUGCGCCACAAGCGCUCCGGACAGACGUACAAGUCGUACGACCACGCCUCGUGAGCGCGCCGUGGCCGCGACCUCCACGUCACCCUCCUCAGCUCAGCGCGCCUCUGCGCUCCUCCGGGGGCUCCCCAGCCGCACGCAUCCCUCGACUAAGAGAUUAUUCGACUGCCAAACCGAAGAAGAAAGCAAGAAGAAGCGUGGUGAUGUGUGCACGAGGACUGGCUUAUCGUUAGAGAAAGAAAGAAAAAAAAGUUAAUUUGUUGUACAAGUUUGCCUUGCGGCUAAAUGCCGAGCUCAGCAUUAGCUCAGCAGUAGCGUAUACGACGCCUCUCCGGCGAAAGGCAGGACAAAGCCAAAGAGAUGCCAUUUCCUUUCUCAUUCCUACAAGAAUAAUCAUCUCAUGUAAUUCAUCAUCUCAUUAACAGUCAUCCGUUCAGUGAUAUUCGUAUUCUUUGCCGUAAAGGGACAUCUCGUAUGGGCCCUCUAAAAUGUAUCGACAAUAAUUACGAGCUGUGAUGCGCUCCUUUAAAGUUAUUUUGAAAACAAAAGAAAAACUGAGCAAUUGGACGAGAAUUUCCUGUACGAAUGCCCGAACAGUGGACUAGCAAUGGUUUUACCGAAGUCGCAAACAGCUUUGAGAUCCAUAGGACAAUGUCGUGAUUGUCAAAAUCUUAAGUCAAUGAGACUUCUGCGACAACCUGCAUUACAUAUUUAUCUACUUUGCCAUAUCAGCCAAUACGUGACAGAUCCCUUAACUGGGGUGAAUUUUUUUGUGAUAACAUUCGAGUAUUGAUCUAAUCUUUACUGUUUGUUCAUGUGGUGUUGUAAUACCACUGUUUAGGGCUAAGUUUUCUUAAGAUUUAGUCUCCACCGCACGCGUACAGCGAGAUUUAUCGGACUAUAUUUUUUUUACGUCUAUUUGGUGUUGAGUAGAAAUGUUAUGAUGCAAUUCAGACUUUUAGGUUUACAUUCCACUGUCUGUUACAGUAUGUUAAAGCUUUAUCGUGUUAUUGUUUAUGAUGUGGAGAAGUGAGAAACUAAGCUGAUUACUAAGUAAUCUGUAGAUUUCUUACUUUCCCAUAUCCUUUACGUAUUUAAAUAAUAUACAAUUAGGUAGGAGCGGAGUAUAGGUGUGUAUUUCCAUUCGCGUUGAUCUAGAAAAUGUACAGAAAUAUUUUAUAACGAAAAAAUCUCAGAUUGAGCUCAUUCUCUUGCCGUAAGACUCAUUUACCUCAAAUCGAAGAGGUUAAGUGGGUGUAUCUUUUGAUAAAGAAAAUGUUGCCAUGAUUGAAAAUAUUUGUUUCUCCUACUCUUGCGAUCUUUUCCUCUUCUGCCAUAUUUUUCUGGCUACAUCUCUGAGAUGUCUAGAGGAAAAGACAGCAUAUAUAAUCAGGCCCUUUUUAAUUGCUCUUCAUAAAUCUUCCCACCAAAAAGUAUUAAAUGUAAGUGAUUUUAGAAGGUUGUAGAAAAGCAUGUGAAUCUGAUUGAAUACGUACGAUGUUUAUAGUAGUUAUGUUUAUAAUUACAUAUUUCUAUUUGCCAAAAAUAGUGUAAUUGACAAACAGUUUUUUAAAGCUUAAGAUUGUGACUAAUUUGUGGAACUGUUUGAAACACUUCAACAUACCAAUAAAUUGUUGUCUGGAUA